This is a messenger RNA of Cuculus canorus (common cuckoo), 1868 nucleotides long. It is a transcript of the gene KPNA4, whose product is annotated as karyopherin subunit alpha 4. The coding region runs from base 241 to 1806 and encodes 521 amino acids. Gene Ontology annotation, biological process: NLS-bearing protein import into nucleus. Lineage: Eukaryota; Metazoa; Chordata; Aves; Cuculiformes; Cuculidae. The transcript has 17 exons. Gene Ontology annotation, molecular function: nuclear import signal receptor activity; protein binding. The record is from RefSeq and is a predicted model, not a curated record. Gene Ontology annotation, cellular component: nucleus; cytoplasm; nucleoplasm.
CCCCCCUCCCCGCCCCCGCCCGCGCCGCUCCUCGCUCCGGGGACACCGGGCAGCGCCGCCCUUAGCGCCCAGGCCUCGCGUGGCUUCUCUUCGUCUCGCCUUCUCGCCCAGCGCCUCUCGGGGUGUGAGCGGCGCCGGGAAGGGCCCCGCCGGCGGGCUCGGGCACGGGCCCGGGAGGAGGAGGAGGAAGCGGAGGAGCAGCAGCAGCGCUGCUUCCCACCCUCCCCCCUAACUCCCGCCAUGGCCGACAACGAGAAACUGGACAACCAGCGCCUCAAGAACUUCAAGAACAAAGGCCGCGACCUGGAGACUAUGAGAAGACAAAGAAAUGAAGUUGUUGUGGAGUUGAGAAAGAACAAAAGAGAUGAGCAUCUUCUAAAGAGGAGAAAUGUUCCCCAUGAAGACAUCUGUGAAGAUUCUGAUAUAGAUGGUGACUUCAGAGUGCAAAACACUUCUUUGGAAGCAAUCGUACAGAAUGCUUCAAGUGACAACCAGGGCAUACAGUUAAGUGCUGUGCAGGCUGCAAGAAAGCUGCUCUCCAGUGAUCGCAAUCCACCAAUUGACGAUCUAAUAAAGUCAGGAAUAUUACCUAUUUUAGUGCACUGUCUUGAAAGAGAUGACAAUCCUUCUUUACAGUUUGAAGCUGCAUGGGCCUUGACAAACAUUGCUUCUGGAACUUCUGAACAAACACAGGCCGUAGUUCAAUCUAAUGCUGUGCCACUUUUUCUGAGACUGCUGCAUUCACCUCAUCAAAAUGUUUGUGAGCAAGCCGUGUGGGCUUUAGGAAAUAUCAUAGGUGAUGGACCCCAGUGUAGAGAUUAUGUUAUUAGUCUUGGAGUAGUGAAACCACUGCUGUCCUUCAUCAGCCCAUCUAUUCCCAUAACUUUCUUAAGAAAUGUUACAUGGGUCAUGGUCAACUUGUGCCGUCACAAAGAUCCUCCUCCACCGAUGGAAACAAUUCAGGAGAUCCUUCCAGCUCUCUGCGUUUUAAUUCACCACACAGAUGUAAAUAUAUUGGUAGAUACGGUCUGGGCACUCUCAUAUCUAACGGAUGCUGGCAAUGAACAGAUCCAGAUGGUGAUAGACUCCGGAAUAGUCCCUCAUUUGGUUCCUCUUCUCAGUCAUCAAGAAGUUAAAGUGCAAACUGCUGCGCUGAGAGCUGUUGGAAAUAUUGUCACUGGUACCGAUGAACAGACACAAGUAGUUCUGAAUUGUGAAGCUCUUUCACAUUUUCCAGCACUUCUGACACAUCCCAAAGAAAAAAUUAAUAAGGAAGCAGUGUGGUUCCUAUCUAACAUCACUGCAGGAAAUCAGCAGCAAGUUCAGGCAGUAAUAGAUGCAAAUCUUGUUCCAAUGAUAAUACAUCUCCUAGAUAAGGGUGACUUUGGUACUCAGAAGGAAGCUGCUUGGGCAAUAAGCAACUUAACAAUCAGCGGAAGAAAAGACCAAGUGGCGUACUUAAUUCAACAAAAUGUAAUUCCUCCCUUUUGCAACUUGCUGACAGUAAAAGACGCACAAGUUGUGCAAGUGGUUCUGGAUGGACUAAGUAAUAUAUUAAAAAUGGCUGAAGAUGAAGCAGAAACCAUAGCCAAUCUUAUAGAAGAGUGUGGAGGCCUGGAGAAAAUCGAACAGCUACAAAAUCACGAAAAUGAAGACAUCUACAAACUGGCUUAUGAGAUCAUUGAUCAGUUCUUCUCUUCAGAUGAUAUUGAUGAAGAUCCUAGCCUUGUUCCAGAAGCAAUACAAGGCGGAACAUUUGGUUUCAAUUCAUCUGCCAAUGUACCAGCAGAAGGGUUCCAGUUUUAGAGUGGUAUUUUGGAAGUUAGGUACAAUGCAGCACUGAAUAAAAAAAAGGUUUGAUCCAUCAA